Messenger RNA from Aphidius gifuensis, 1516 nucleotides. It is a transcript of the gene Arv1, whose product is annotated as protein ARV1. NCBI's taxonomy places the organism in Eukaryota, Metazoa, Arthropoda, Insecta, Hymenoptera, Braconidae. Gene Ontology annotation, biological process: sterol metabolic process; regulation of plasma membrane sterol distribution; sphingolipid metabolic process. The coding region runs from base 262 to 975 and encodes 237 amino acids. The record is from RefSeq and is a predicted model, not a curated record. The transcript has 3 exons. Gene Ontology annotation, cellular component: cortical endoplasmic reticulum; Golgi apparatus.
AUAUCAUGUAUUAUUGUUAUCAAUUAACAAUUAUCAUUAAAAUAUUAUUGAGUACAUAAAUGACAUGUUAUUUCACUCUAAAAACAAAAAAAAUAUUUGUCAUUAGUUACAGGAUUUAAUAAGUUUAUCAAUAAAAACAAAAACAUUUCUUGCAUUUCUUGUAAUCUCUCUCAAGUCUCAAGUACAUAAACAACUUACUAUGCACGUGAUAUUUUGUAAACAACAACAAUUAAAAUAUAAUUAAAUAAUAAUUUUAGAAUAAUGUAUUCAUGUAUUAAUUGUGAUGCUGAGGUUGAAGAACUAUAUCGUCGUUACAGUCCAAGUGUUUUAAAGGUCCUAAAAUGUAAAAGAUGUGGAAAUUUGGCUGAUAAAUAUAUAGAAUAUGAUCCUGUAAUUGUUUUGGUGGAUUUAGUGUUACUUGAAAAACCAGCAUACAGACAUCUUUUGUAUAAUAGUAAUUUUCAAUCAUACUGGAAGUUAAUGAUUGUUUUAUUAUUAAGUGAAACAUUUAGAGUAUGGCCAACAUCUGAUUCAUCAAAAAAUUUUGAUUCAAAUGAUUUUAAAACAACUAGUUUUGAAGUUGAACGUAGUUUUUAUAUUUUACUUGCUUAUACUGGUAUAUCACUUGGAGCAUUUGUUGUUGCUGUUAUUAUUAGUACAGAAAUAAGAUGGUUUAUAACUGGUAAAACACCAGAUAAAUAUAAAGCAUCACAUUUAGUACGUGCACUUAUUGUUGGUGGAUGUGCUAAAUUAUUAGGACUAUUAGGACUUGUUUGGCAACAUGUUGCACAUGAUUCUUAUUAUGGUCUUAUUCAUGGUUACACAAUGCUUUAUAUGUUAACAGCAUAUUCUGUUGUUUGUGAAAGUGGAAGAAGAGAUUCACUUCUUGGUUUAGCAGCUGGAUUAUUGGCUCAUAAAUAUGUAUCCUCUUGGUUAUCAUCAUUCACACAAGAGCUCAAUGCUACAUCAAUUUAAGACUGCUGUAUCAAGAUAUAGGAAUAUUGAUUGAUGUAAUUAUAUUAUGUUUCUUUGAUUGGAACAAUACUCCAUCCAAGAACAAGUCUAUCAAAUCCACAAGAAUAUAAAUUACAUUCAGCUCCAGGCUCUUCACUCCAAGCCACUGAGCAAACCAUUCUUCUAUGACCCUAUAAAAAAUAUUGUUAAAAUAAUAUAUUAAUAUAUAUAUAUAUAUAAAAAAAAAAGAGUCAAUUUAAUUUUUUGUUAUUAAAAUACCUGUCUACUAGUUCGAGGAAGACGUGCAAGUCUUUGACCACAUAAAUCAAAUAAUCUAAUUUGUCUAUUAUCAUGUGGAAUUGCAAUAAUUCCUGUACUUGAAACAGCAAGUCUAUUAGCAGCACUAUCACUUCUAAUAGUUGCUAAUGGACUUCUUAUAUUUCUUAAUUCCCAAACUUUAAUACUACGAUCAUCUGAACCAGAUACAAUUUUAUCUUCUCUUGUAAAUACAGCUGAAGUAACAGCUCUGUAAUAUAACAAAUAAAAUUAAUUAAUAUUAAAA